Messenger RNA from Pogonomyrmex barbatus (red harvester ant), 1710 nucleotides. It is a transcript of the gene kri, whose product is annotated as uracil phosphoribosyltransferase krishah. The record is from RefSeq and is a predicted model, not a curated record. NCBI's taxonomy places the organism in Eukaryota, Metazoa, Arthropoda, Insecta, Hymenoptera, Formicidae.
AAGCCUGAGAGCCUGAAACGUGGACAUUGAACUACGUAACCAAUGUCCACGAUUCUGUAGUGUCUACGAUUGCAUGGUUCUUAUUCGUGCUAUGUCCAUGAUUUUGUGAACGGUUUUGUUCCGUACUGUAUGCAGAAGUGACAGUUAGCUAGCUAAAGAGGGACGAUCAAUCUCUGUCCAUCCUUGUCUUACAAAAUCGUGGACGUUAUCUACAGGAUCAUGGACAUUUAGCUACGUAGUUCGAUGUCCAUGUUUUUAUGGACAUAGAGGCGCUUCAAAAUAAAGUUACAGCUAAAUCGCGGGCAUGUCCGCUCUCAGGCGACUCCCUGAUACAAGGCUUAAAUCCCAUGUUCCCUCGGGUUGUCCACCGCUCAUUUCAGACCGCUUGUAGUCGCAUGCAGGCACGCGGACGAUUUGUGUGCGGCGAUGAAGUAAUGGAGUGUAAUGGAGUAAUCCGAGAAAACCAUAAUUCAUCCAUUGCUAUUCACAAUCGUUCCGCCGGUACCAUUGAUGACACGUGGUGCGACGCGUCCGUUAUGGGAAGUACGGAUACCACGACGAAAUUGUUGAACGAUAAUCACGAGAUCGACGAUCAUGAGUAUGGGACUAACCUAAAGAUUCUACCCUGCAACAACCAGGUGAAAGAGUUGCAAACCAUUUUGCGAGAUAAGAAUACUACAAGGAGUGAUUUCAAGUUUUAUGCUGAUCGUUUGAUCAGACUAGUUAUUGAAGAGAGUUUGAACCAAUUACCUUUUACAAAAUGUGUGGUGACAACUCCAACUGGUGCCAAAUACAAAGGGUUAAAGUAUCAGAAGGGAAAUUGUGGUGUAUCUAUAGUGAGAAGUGGAGAAGCUAUGGAACAGGGUCUAAGAGAUUGUUGUCGUAGUAUCAGAAUUGGUAAGAUAUUGGUAGAGAGUGAUGCAGAUACUCAUGAAGCUAGAGUAGUUUAUGCUAAAUUCCCAGAUGAUAUAUCUGAGAGAAAAGUCUUAUUGAUGUAUCCAAUCAUGAGUACAGGAAAUACUGUCAUAAAAGCCAUAGCUGUACUAAAAGAACAUAAUGUACUCGAAGAAAAUAUCAUCUUAUCAAAUUUAUUUUGUACACCGAUUGCAGCCAAAUCUCUAGUCACUGCCUUUCCUAAGAUGAAGAUUCUAACAUCAGAGAUCCAUACUGUUGCACCAAAUCAUUUCGGACAAAAAUACUUUGGCUGUACUCGUGUCGUAGUGGAGACACCAAAUGUACAAGAGAAAGAUAGUUGAGGAUAGAGUAUUAUUAGACUUCAAUUGAACUAAUUAAAUAGCAAAUUUCAUCUAUAAUAUAAUAAAUUAUAACAACUUGUGUAGAUCAAUCAGAUUAUGCAUACUAUUUUUAAUUUGAGAAAACAAAGAAUAUUUUUAGAUACUAUAUAUCAACGAGUAUAUUUUACGCUAGAAAUGUUUUUAUAUCGCUUUUGAAAGAGAGGUAUGAUAUGCUGCUUCGGAUUUGUAGGAUCUCCAUAUAUUUAAUUAUCGUAUCUACAUAUAUACUUACCUUGUUUAAUAAUAGAAGCUGGAAUUAAACAAAUUCCCUAGAACAUAUACCGCUCUGUUACAUAUCAUAUAUUUAUUGUUUUAUAAAAUACGUUAAAAAUAAAUUUUAAGGAUAUAUAAAUGAAAUCUUAAACUUGAAUCAUUGUAUUUAUUAGAUUCUUGUAUGUAUGUAACAAUGAUUGCU